Camelus dromedarius (Arabian camel) is the source of this 3126-nucleotide messenger RNA. RefSeq names its product tyrosine kinase non receptor 1 (gene TNK1). NCBI's taxonomy places the organism in Eukaryota, Metazoa, Chordata, Mammalia, Artiodactyla, Camelidae. Gene Ontology annotation, biological process: protein phosphorylation. The record is from RefSeq and is a predicted model, not a curated record. The transcript has 12 exons. Bases 180 to 2447 code for a protein of 755 amino acids. Gene Ontology annotation, molecular function: protein binding; ATP binding; protein tyrosine kinase activity.
CUUGUAUCCCCGGGGCCUGGGCAAGAUGUCUCUACCAGGUGCUUAUUCAUUUAAGGGGUGGGGACCUAGUUGAAGGGUGGAGGAUUGGUUAGACGGGACAAGGGGGCAGGACACCGAGGAGGAAAGGGUUGAAAGUUCUUUGGAGAAGUCUGGAAAGAGGAUGUGAAGGUGGGAAGAGGAUGGGAAGGACAGGGGAAGGGAGGCUUUUUAGGGUCUGGCCUGGCGGAGGGUCGGCCUGCCAGGCGCUCUCACCUUGUCCACCAGGGGACCCGGGCCAAGCCUCCAGGUCCCGCCCUCCGCGGCCUCGGUCCCGCCCUUACCGGGAUUUAGUCCCGGCAGCCUGGGCGGUUCCCCAGCCACCGCUUCCGCCUUCGCCAGACAUGCUCCCUGAGGCAGGCUCCCUAUGGCUGCUGCGGCUGCUCCGGGACAUCCAGCUGGCCCAGUUUUACCGACCCAUCCUUGAAGAGCUUAAUGUUACUCGGCCAGAGCACUUCGAUUUUGUAAGACCCGAGGAUCUGGACGGCAUUGGCAUGGGCCGGCCUGCCCAACGCAGACUGGCUGAAGCUCUGAAGAGGCACCGUUCAGGGCUCAAGUCUAAGAACUGGGUCUACAAGAUCCUUGGGGGUUUUGCCUCUGGGCAGAAGGAGACCACCUCACCCUCAGGCAGCCUUCUAUCCCUCCCUGAGCCAGAUGGGGGACUCAAGUGUCUGAUCCCAGACAGUGCUGUGUGCAGAGGGGAGCUUCUGGGCUCCGGCUGCUUUGGUGUGGUGCACCGAGGGCUGUGGACACUGCCCAGCGGCCAGACUGUCCCAGUGGCUGUCAAGUCUCUCCGGGUGGGUCCUGAAGGCCCAGAGGGCAGCGAGCUAGGGGACUUCUUGCGAGAGGUGUCCGUCAUGAUGAACUUGGAGCACCCACACGUGCUUCGUCUGCAUGGCCUGGUACUGGGCCAGCCGCUGCAGAUGGUGAUGGAGCUGGCGCCCUUGGGCUCCCUGCACGCGCGCCUGACCGCCCCACCCCCCACGCCCCCACUGCCCGUGGCCCUGCUCUGCCUCUUCCUGCGGCAGUUGGCAGGGGCCAUGGUGUACCUGGGGGCCCGCGGGCUGGUGCACCGAGACCUCGCUACGCGCAACCUGCUGCUGGCUUCACCGCGCACGAUCAAGGUGGCUGACUUCGGGCUGGUGCGGCCACUGAGCGGCGCCCGGGGCCGCUACGUCAUGGGAGGGCCCCGCCGCAUCCCCUUUGCCUGGUGUGCGCCCGAGAGCCUGCGCCAGGGGGCCUUCUCUUCCGCCUCGGACGUGUGGAUGUUUGGGGUGACGCUGUGGGAGAUGUUCUCUGGGGGCGAGGAGCCGUGGGCCAGGGUCCCACCGUACCUCAUCCUGCAGCGGCUGGAGAAGGACCGAGCCCGCCUGCCUAGGCCUCCCCUCUGCUCCAGGGCCCUCUACGCCCUCGCCUUGCGCUGCUGGGCCCCCCACCCUGCCGACCGGCCCACCUUUUCCGACCUAGAGGGGCUGCUCCAAGAGGCCUGGCCUCCUGAGGGACGUUGUGUGAGGGAUGUCACAGAGCCAGGUGCCCUGAGAAUGGAGCCUGGUGACCCCAUCACUGUCAUCGAGGGCAGCCCCGACUCCACAACCUGGAAGGGCCAGAAUGGCCGCACCCUCAAAGUGGGCAACUUCCCAGCCUCGGCAGUGACGCUGGUAGACUUGGGGGGCUCGCCAGCCACCCGUCCAGUCCUCAGAGGCUCCCCUGCCCGGGGAGAGAGACAUCAGGGAAACACAGAUGGAGCGAAGGCAAAGCUUCGGGAUCCCCCUCCAGCCCGGGGUCAGAGAAGGAACGUGGCCCUGCAGAGGACGAAAGGCAUUUCCAAGAGUCUGGAGUCAGUUCUGUCCCUGGGCCCCCGCCCCACAGGAGGUGGGUCGAGCCCCCCCGAACUUCGACAUGCCAGAACUGCGCACCAGGGACCCCCGGGCCUGUCAUCCCGCCCUCCUGUUGCUGCCAGCUCUUCUCAGCCCAGCCAGCCUUCCAGGGAGCGGCCUCCCUGGUCCAGAAGAGAACCCCCCCACAGUCACGCUAUAGGAGUGCCUGGGGCCAGUAAAGCCACCAUCCCUUCUGGGGGACCCUUGCCUGACCCCGAGUUGCAGAGGAGGAUUAUGGAGGUGGAGCUGAGUGUGCAUGGAGUCACCCACCAGGAGUGCCAGCUGGCUCUAAGAGCCACUGGGGGAGACGUGGUUUCUGCCAUCCGGAAUCUGAAGGUAAAGUCAGACCCUUCUCUCGGGCUCCUGCCUCUCGCGCCCCAGCCGGCUGGCAGUCGGCUGCCCUUCCUCCCACCUCCACAGGUGGACCAGCUCUUCUACCUCAGCAGCUGGUCCAGAGCCGAGUGUCGACGCAUCCUGGAGCGUUACCAGUGGGACCUCUCAGCUGCCAGUCGCUAUGUCCUGGCCCGGCCCUGAGCUCUGCUCCCUUGGGCAUGGACACCAGAUGGACUGAGGGCCUGGCCAUGUGGGACCAAGCAGAACCGGCACAAGGCCCUGACGGUAUUUUCCUACCUGGGGAGAGCCUGCUGAUGGCAGAUGCAGGAAGCGCCCAGGAUCGGGCACUGGUGAGCGUCUCCUCACCCUGCCCCUCGGUCUCUGAGGGCACAAGCCCCCUUGGCCAGGUCAUAGAAGGAUGCGGUCCACUCUGCCCACCACAUUCCCAACCGAGAGGAGGGCUUGGAGGAACAGAGCUGCUACCCUUCAUACCCACAGGAAGCUGCUAUUGCUACAGAGAAUGAGCAAGUGGCCACAUCGGGCCAUGGGAACAGCCAUCCUGAACUGCCAUUAGCUGCCACCCUGGGCUCUGUGGGAGCAGCCAUCUUGGAUGAUGGGAACAGGAUGACUUGGGGCAUGUGGCCUCAACUACCUUAGCUUGGUUUGGGGCCAUCAUGGAUGAUGAAGGUUGCUCUCUUAGACUCAAGGACACGUGGUCCUGGUAGCUUGGACUAUGAGAUGGGCCAGCUCCCUCCCAGCCCAGCUGUCAUAUUUCCCUUUCUUUCUUCCCACACAGACUAUUUCUUCUACCCUCUCCCAUCACAUACAUCUUCCAAUGUCCAAAAAGUUACAAAGUUUAUAUGAAUAUAACAUACAAAGA